CCGCACACCACGUGACCCAAUUCUCCCCCGUCCUUCAUUCAGUUCAUUCAGCACCAUGGCUGUGGAUGCUGCGGAUGCUCUCCGCUGUAUCCUGCAUCCACGCCAGCUCUCCCUCCUCUUUCUCGCCAUCACCCUCUCCUCCCUGCCGGCCCCGGCGGCGGCGCUGCUCGGCGUCCGGCCCGAAGACACGCAGAGCGGGGAUCUGUCCGUGCAGAACGGGAUUUUGAGGGCGACCGAGGGGGCUCGCUUCACGCUGAGGGUUUACCACUCUGAGCAUCCCCACCACGCGAAUUUCAGCGGCAGACUUGACGCCGCACCUGCCGCUCCGUGGAUCGCCUUCAUAGAGGAGCCGAGCGGCAGCGGUGAUGCGGAGAGGGGGCCCCGCUCCAAGGGGAACCCGUGUGAAGACGAGAGCUCCCGGAGCUCCGACAUAGAACUGCUGGGCUCCUUCAGAUCAACUUCAAGUCACAACUCUGUGUUAGUUGAGCUGCUGGCCAAAGACUUGCGCAGAGACGAGGUGAUCAAAUUCUACUCCAUGUGCGCGUUUGACGGAGUGAAAUGGGAGCACUUUAGGACCAAAGACUUCUUGCUGGCUGUGGUGGAGAGACCACCAGAGCCAGAUGUUUGGCUCCAAACGGGGGUCUCCGUGCUUCUGUUGGCGCUGUCCGCUCUGUGCAGCGGGCUGAACAUCAGCAUGCUGGCGCUUGACCCAGUGGAGCUGCGGGUCCUGCAGAACAGUGGCACAGAGAAGGAGCAGAAAUACGCACGGACAAUAGAAUCCGUGCGUAAGCAUGGGAACUACAUCCUCUGCACAGUGGUGUUGGGUAAUGUCCUCACAAAUACGUGUUUUGUGGUGUGGAUGUGCCAGAUUUUGGGAAUGACCGCUCUCUCGACUGCCUCGUGCACUUUGGGGAUCUUCUUUAUCGGAGAAAUAUUACCCCACUCCGUGGCGUCCAGGCACAGCCUAGCCAUCGCCUCCAAGACACUGUGCGCUACCCGCUUGCUGAUGCUCAUCUUCUUCCCCAUUGCAUACCCGGUGUCCAAAAUCCUGGACAUCAUGCUGCACCAGGAGAUCAGCAGCUUUUACACCAGGGAGAAGCUGGUGGCCAUGCUGCGUGUCACGGACCCUUAUCAUGACCUGGUCAAGGAGGAGCUCAACAUCAUCCAGGGAGCUCUGGAGCUGAGGACCAAAACCGUGGAAGAUGUCCUGACGCCGCUGUCAGACUGCUACAUGCUGUCAUCAGACGCCGUCCUGGACUUCUGCACCAUGUCCGACGUGAUGCAGAGCGGCUUCACCCGAAUUCCGGUCUACGAGAACGACAGGUCCAACAUCGUGGACAUCCUGUUCGUGAAAGACUUGGCCUUCGUGGAUCCGGAUGAUUGCACUCCCCUGAAAACAAUCACACAGUUCUACAGGCAUCCCAUGCACUGCGUCUUCAAUGACACCAAGCUGGAUGUGAUGCUGGAGGAAUUCAAGAGAGGGAAGUCUCACCUGGCCGUGGUGCAGAGGGUGAACAGCGAAGGCGAGGGGGACCCUUUCUAUGAGGUGAUGGGCAUUGUCACGCUGGAGGAUGUGAUCGAAGAGAUCAUCAAGUCUGAGAUUGUGGACGAGACAGACCUGUACACUGACAAUCGGACAAAGAGGCGAGUGUCCCACCACGAGAGGAAGCAACAGGAUUUCUCCAUCUUCAAACUUGGAGAAAAUGAGCUGACGGUGAAGAUCUCUCCCCAGCUGCUGCUCGCCACUCACCGCUUCCUGGCUACAGAAGUGGAGCCUUUCAGGCUGUGUCACCUGUCGGACAAGAUCCUGCUGCGCCUCAUCAAGCACCCGAGUGUCGUGCAGGAGCUCAAGUUCGACCCCAAGAACAAGCAUGCGCCUCAACACUAUCUCUAUCAGAGGAAUAAGCCCGUCGACUACUUCAUCCUCAUUUUGCAGGGACGGGUGGAGGUGGAGAUAGGAAAGGAAGCUCUGCGGUUUGAAAAUGGAGCCUUUUCCCACUACGGCAUGCCAGCUCUCAUCUCGCCGCUGCCGGCCGCCCACAGAUACAGCUCUCGAGGCAGCGGCCUGAACCAGUCGGACUCGUUGCUGAGCGGGGGCAGCGUGGGUCAGCUCACAGCAAGCGGAGGGGCCUAUUUACCAGACUACUCAGUGCGACAACUCACCGAUCUGCAGAUCAUCAAGAUCACCAGGAACCAUUACCAGAAUGCCCUGACAGCCACCCGGAUGGACAGCACCCCUCACACCCCGGAUGCUUACAUGGAUCCUUACAUUAAAGGGAGAAGUCCGGGCCCAGAGGCUCGCUCAAACAGCGUCGCCCUUCCACUCAUGAGCGUGCACACUCGACUGGGGAUGGCGCGCCUGGCGCACCUCCAUCCGUACGGUGGCCUUCACAAAACCUACCAGCUCAACGAGAGAAACCGCAUCGUUCGCAGCAAAUCUGACGGGCAGAGGAGUCCAAACGAUACGGUGUUCCUUCACAUGGAUGAGAUCCCCUACAUCCACGAGGACCGACCGGAAAGUUCUGCUGACAAUGAUGUGCCUACAGAGCCAUCCACCUCCCCGUUCAUCAGCUCCCUGUCUCUGUCCAGCUCAGAGGAGAACAUCGGGAAGAAGCUCCUGCGUAAACUGAGUAACAAGAGGAGGAAAAAGUCUCGAGAUGGAGAAAGGAGUUUGGAGGAGGAGGAGGGCUCAGAGCAACCCUCAGUAACGAGCUAGUCCAGCGACCCGGAGGAGGCGGGACACGUCACGCACCCCGUUCCUCACUGGAGCUCCCCGGAUGCCCUCUGUCCAGAAAAUUCCUCCAAACCUGCUUCAAUAUCUGAUCCAACUCCUCUUCAGCCACUUAUAAAUGCUCAGGACCCCGUGGACACAUUCUACCCUAUUUUUGCCU
Fundulus heteroclitus (mummichog) is the source of this 2891-nucleotide messenger RNA. RefSeq names its product metal transporter CNNM1. Gene Ontology annotation, cellular component: plasma membrane. The record is from RefSeq and is a predicted model, not a curated record. The transcript is spliced from 10 exons. Gene Ontology annotation, molecular function: transmembrane transporter activity. Lineage: Eukaryota; Metazoa; Chordata; Actinopteri; Cyprinodontiformes; Fundulidae. Gene Ontology annotation, biological process: transport; magnesium ion homeostasis. Bases 56 to 2716 code for a protein of 886 amino acids.